GGAGGGAGAGACAGAGAAAGAUCAGAUCUGGGGAAAAAGGGAUUGUAAAGCUCAUGCAGCUUGUCUCCAAUUAAAUCCCUUCUCGUCAAAUCCACGGGGCUGGCUGCUGCUGCUACUGAUGAUGGUGAUGAACUGAAGAAUCGGGUGACUUGCUCGAGACCGUAAGGGGUGAAGGAAGACGACGGCGACUGAGAGUGGAAAUCGAACUGGAAGGAUGAAGAAGCGCUGCUGGUGGUGGUGGUGGUUGUAUUGCAGCAGGUGGGGAUGGCGGAGGAAGAAGCGGCGGAGCAGUGACGACGGCGAGGAGAUCCUAUCGUCGGCCAUGGAGGGGAUUUGGGGGGGGACAAGAGGAGCAGUUGUUGUGGGUUUGAAAUGGAGAGAAGGCAUGAGAGAGAGGAGGAAGAAGAUAAGAAUUUUGUGGAGGGAGAAGGAAGAAAAGGGAUGGGGUCUCUGCCCUCUGGAGAGAGAGGAGGAAGAAGAUAAGAAUUUAGUGGUAGGGAAAGGAGAGAAGAAGAAGAGUUUUGGUUUGCUAGGGAGAGGAGAGAGGAAGUAACGUGGGUGG
Messenger RNA from Linum tenue, 562 nucleotides. NCBI's taxonomy places the organism in Eukaryota, Viridiplantae, Streptophyta, Magnoliopsida, Malpighiales, Linaceae. The record is from the annotation of a GenBank genome assembly.